Messenger RNA from Entamoeba dispar SAW760, 1194 nucleotides. RefSeq lists its product as uncharacterized. Lineage: Eukaryota; Evosea; Mastigamoebida; Endamoebidae. The record is from RefSeq and is a predicted model, not a curated record. Bases 1 to 1194 code for a protein of 397 amino acids. The transcript has a single exon.
AUGCUUUUCUUUUUGGUUAUCACCAUUUGUCUUGCAAAGUUAGAGAUUCAUGUCUUUGAUGUUGGACAAGCUGACUCUCAACUAAUAUUAUUUCCAAGUGGUUAUUCUGUACUAAUUGAUCUUGGGGAAAAUCUUAAAGACUAUGAACCAACUAAUGUUAAUUACGUAGCAUCUAAGUUAGAAAAACUUUUACCUUCCAAACAUCUAGAUGUUGUUGUAUUAACCCAUCUUCAUGUGGACCAUUAUGGAUAUUAUGGGCACAAUGGACUGUGGUAUCUUUUUGAAGAACUUGGAUUUACUGCUGGAAAAUAUAUUGAAAGAGAUUUUGGUUUAUAUAACGGUUCUUCAAGGGCUAAUUGCACAGCAGAAACAUUCCAAUUUAAUAAUGUUGGAGAGUAUUCAGGUUCAAUGUUAAAAUGGGGUUGUUAUUCAUCUAGUCUUAUUGACAAAACUAAUGUAAGUUCAAUUAGGGAAGUGGCUAAGUUAUGUUCACAUAAACAAAUUAAUCCACCAGACUCUGACACCCAAGUUGAAAUUUUUAUAAGAGAUGCUUUAGGUGUUCUUCAGAAAGAUAAUACAACUGUUAGUGGAAAUCAUAAAGGAGAAAUUCCUGCACCAAGUGAAAAUGAUUAUUCAAUUGGUAUCAGAAUCCAAUUUGGUAAUUUUGUAUAUGUAACUAGUGGAGAUUUAGAUGGUAGCUAUUCAAGAAGUUUUGAUAACUCUAUCAAUGAUGUUGAAAAUGCAGUCAAAGACAUUGUUGGGUCCGUCGAUGUUAUGCACGCUAAUCACCAUGGGUCUCAAACAUCAAAUACUGCUGGUUGGCUUAGUACUUUAACUCCGACUGUGUCAGUAGUUUCUUGUGGUGAAUCAAAUACUUAUAACCUUCCAAAUCCUACUUCAAUUAAUCGAAUGGCUGAGGUAAGCGAAGACAUCUUUGCAACUGAAAGGUGUAAUGAUAAAGUUAACAACACUAAGUACUAUGAGAUGAACGGAGAUAUAAUCAUAUCAGUAGACGAACAAUCAUCAACUAGAUUUACAAUUUCUAAUCCUUUAAAAACUUAUGAAAAAAGCUAUGAAAUCAAAACAAAUAAACCUGAAAGAAGACAAUGCGUUGGAGAAGAAGAUGUUGAUGAAAAUUCUUCAAACAAAGUUGCUACUCUGUUUUUAUUUUUGGUUGUUAUUCUAAUCAUUUAA